GAGUCAUUCAGCAUGAUGGCAGUUAUCUGUUGGUUGCAAGAUGCUUUCUCUCUCCGCUGCCUUUUUUCAGAUUUCAUCAAGCUGUCAAAUUUUGGGUUAAUUUAGACAAACUGCUAUAGGCACAUAUUGAAGCAUUUUGCAAUACAGUGUACUAAACGUUCAUCAUCUUGAAGUGUAUCUUGCUAUUUGUCAAAAUCGAUUGCUCUCAUAAGAAACUCACUUUGCUGCUCCUGUCUCCUCUUGUUCUCGUCUGCCUGAUGCAUUAUUCUGUUUGCUUCCUGCAAAGUGAGAAAACAUUCCCGAGUUUAGAUGACUUGAGAAUAAUUAUGUCUUUUUCAGUUGAUAACUUAGAGUUCAGUGGAAGUUUGUGGUUGGCCCUUUUGUUUUUGCAACAGCAAGUGAGCUUAUGUGUGAGAUCCUUGUCUUAAGUGGGCAGAUCGAUUGAAUUUUGCAGCCUCCUGCCAUUAUUUUGUUAACACCACUUCUUUUAAAGCAGUGUCUGCAAUCAGCUGGGUUCUGCUGCCCCUGAAAUAUCCAUUCCAGAGAGAAACUGCUGCCCAUGUUAAGCAUCAGGUUGUCAUUCAGUCUGUCACCUCUAACCGAAAUGAGUGCACCUUCUGACUAUUUUCUAGUUAGUUUCACUUUCCCAUUUAUUCCUACUGCUGCGGCCUCUUUCUUUUGAAGGUGGUAAAUUGCUAAGCUCAAUUACUAACCUCAGCUGUACAAUUUUGGAAUACUUGAAGGUUCCCUGAGUUGAAUUUCAUACCAUGUCAGUGAAUGGGAACUGGCCAUCUCUGAGUGGCGUUCAGUGUGGUCUGAUUUCUUUUAAAUUGCCUUUCUCUAAGUUUCCUUAGCAGCAACAAAGGAUUGAUUGAUUCUUUCUCAAGUGGCUGUUUAUCAGCAGCACCAUAUUUAAGAUCUAAGGUGAUCAUUUUUAAGAAGCACAAAAGGCAGUGGCUAACAACCCUUCAUCUAGUGUGCAAGUCUGCACUAGGCCUGUCACUAGAAGUGGAGGAGCCUGUUCCACGGCUGUGGCACGUAAUUUCUGAAGGCUCUUCCUCACAGCCUUUUGGCUUUCUGGUUCUGACCUCGGGAUGGCCUGGGAGAUGCAGGGCUACGGCCCUCCACAUACAGAAGGCAACGGCUGCCAAGUGUGCCUUGGAAAGUCACUGAAGUUGUAAUGAUCUAUGACGCAGAGAAACAGAGGCCCCGAGGUGGAGGUGAAACGUGCAGAACCUCGUGAUAGCAAAAGCCAAACUCCAGGGCCCCCCGGUGCCAGUCAGUGGGGAAGCAGGAUCAUGCCAAGCGCUGCCAAUGGCUGGGCAGGUCAGCCCCCUCCGACCUGGCAACAAGGUUAUGGCCCUCAAGGGAUGUGGGUGCCAGCUGGACAGGCAAUUGGUGGAUAUGGACCACCUCCUCCAGGAAGAGGAGCUCCCCCACCACCUCCUCCGUUUGCCUCAUACAUCGUUUCUACACCUCCCGGAGGAUUUCCACCUCCACAAGGAUUCCCACAGGGCUACGGCACCCCUCCACCAUUUACUUUUGGUUACGGUGCUCCUCCUCCUCCACCUGACCAGUUUGCCCCACCUGGAGUACCCCCUCCACCUGCCACUCCAGGGGCAGCACCACUAGCUUUUCCUCCACCACCACCGCCAUCUCAGGCAACUCAGGACAUGAGCAAACCCCCAACUGCUCAGCCAGAAUUCCCUUACAGUCAAUUUGGGUAUGGACAAGACUUGAGUGGUUUUGGACAAGGUUUCUCUGAUCCCAGCCAGCAGCCCCCUCCCUACGGAGGCCCUUCAGUGCAGCCAUCCAGUGGCCCACCUGCAGGAGGAAGCGGUUUUGGACGAGGACAGAACCAUAACGUGCAAGGAUUCCACCCCUACAGGCGCUAGCGUGUGCUGGCAAUCAGGGAGUUCUGCCCACACGGGAUGCCUGGCACCAGCAGGACCCAGGGAUCCCAGACUUGUGAACUUGUGACAAUCACAUACUUGAUGGAAGAAAAACCUAACACCAUUUUUUGGGGGGGGGGCGGGGGAGAUGGCUUCUGAAGGCAAAAGCUGUGGGUGUUUGGACUGCAGUUUUUAAAUAUUUUCCUUUCUCUAACCCAUCAGCACAAAUAAAGAAAAUGUCACUGGUUCAAACUACAGGGUUUUAAAAAUGUCUUCAGCUUUAAUUCAAAACUUCAGGUUUCUUUUUUUUUUUUUUGAGAUUAUUUUUUUCCUGAGCCUUUGUUUUACCGUAUAUUGUAAACUUUUAUGUUUAAAAGAAAAAAAUAUAUAUAUACAUUUACAGAUUGUGAAAUUUUUAAGAGAAAUUUUCUACUAUGUAUGCUGGCUUAUUUUUUAAUUUAAAACAGGGUUUCCGUUAGCACUGAUGGAAGUGAGGCUGAGCUGCAGCUCCCUCACUGCUGACGUCAGCGGUGGAGCGGAUGGGUCAGAAACUCUGGGAGUUAAAAAGAAAUCUACUGAGUGUAUUUUGCAUUUGUUACCUGGUGGGAUAGAGCUGGUAACAAGGCAGGUGCAGACUUGCUGAUGCACAGAGUCACUUAACGAAGUGCAGCGUUGGAUCUGUGCUUCGAACUCUUUCGAAUCCUCUGUGGAUUUCAGUAGGGGUUAACGGAGGCCUUGUUAAGAUGUAGAUUUCCCUCAGGCAAAAGGUUUAGGUGCAUUUUGCACUAACCAGUGAUUACCCCUGGUUUGAAUAAAGAGAAGUACAUUUGGAUUAGAAACACAA
Gallus gallus (chicken) is the source of this 2736-nucleotide messenger RNA. It is a transcript of the gene DAZAP1, whose product is annotated as DAZ associated protein 1. The record is from RefSeq and is a predicted model, not a curated record. NCBI's taxonomy places the organism in Eukaryota, Metazoa, Chordata, Aves, Galliformes, Phasianidae. Bases 1188 to 1895 code for a protein of 235 amino acids. Gene Ontology annotation, molecular function: RNA binding. The transcript is spliced from 7 exons. Gene Ontology annotation, cellular component: cytoplasm.